This is a messenger RNA of Arabidopsis lyrata subsp. lyrata, 1874 nucleotides long. RefSeq lists its product as uncharacterized. Bases 1109 to 1777 code for a protein of 222 amino acids. The transcript is spliced from 5 exons. The record is from RefSeq and is a predicted model, not a curated record. NCBI's taxonomy places the organism in Eukaryota, Viridiplantae, Streptophyta, Magnoliopsida, Brassicales, Brassicaceae.
GGGAAAUAAAGUCUUGUGUAUUUGGCGACAAAAAUUAGCUGCUGUUUCUUUCUCUUUCUUCGACUUUUUUUUUCUUUGGCGACAAAUCGGAGAGAUCGAAAUCGCUUCCGAUUUCGAGCUAAUCGGAUGCAAACGAUGACAAAUCGGAGAUCAUUUGUAUAUUGUGUUUUGUAAAGACUUGAGAGAACUGAGAAGCAUCCAUUCAACAAUGGAGACUGCGAUUUGUGGGAGAUUAGCUCUCGCAGCAUCCUCUCUCUUCAAUUCUAAAUCAGGUUUCUUCUUCUUCUUCUUUGUUUCCGUAUCAACAUCUCUUUGUUCUGUUCGGAUUCGUUUGAAUCAAAGUUCUUAACUUAAAUUAGUAAUCAAAUUCAGAACUUUUCUCUGUAUAAUUUGCUCAUGCCAAUUGAUUACAUACAAAUUUUCUACGUUGAUAUUGAUUUGUGAGACAAUUAGAUGCCGAAAGAAAGAGGCUUUAGCCUCUUACCUUGUUGAAUCUCUCCUGUCUGAAAGCAAAUUGAGAUAUUGAGAUAGAGAUAGAGAUAAAUUGUUACAUAGAGAAAAAUUUAGUUUCGUUGAAGUGAUUUGUUUUUUCAUAGAGAUAAUUAUUACAGAACACAAUUAUACACUUUUUAAUCUUUGUGGCUUUUCUAGUUGUGAUUUGGUUUCCACCAAUAUUUCCUGGAUUCUUGUAAACUCUUAAGGCGUUAGGGAAGUUCAUAAUUGCAUUUGCAGCAACACCACACUUGAAUCUUGAGAAACACGUGGAAUGAGUAAGAAGACCUACACAAGAAGAUCUUAUCCGACUACUCCAUAUCGGAGAGAUACGCGGAUUUACCGGGAUGAUAGAAAGCAUCGAUUGUAUGCAUUGAGAAUGAAAAAAUUGUCACACCUCUUGGAAAAUACGCGUGGAUCUGGAAAACCGUCGAUCGUUUUAGAGGCUGUAGCUUCACAAAAUAUUUGGAUAUGACAUGCAUUUUUUGGACCUCCAGUUUGGAUGAUGAAGACGAAGUUUGCAUCUACGAGGAACUUGACGAUUUGGAACUUGGAGAACUUGAGGUAAGCAACCAAAACUUCUUAUCUCCAUGCAUUACCAUUAAUCUUAUAAGUUAUGCAGGCUAAAGAAGGCACUAGAAUGGACAUCUCAAUUUUUGUGCCACCAAGUGAUAUAUGUUCAACGCCUGAAAAAGGACAGGGCAAUUAUUCAUUAUUUUUGCCUCAUGCUCGAGAUUCUGCUGUGAUUCCUAUAGGAAGUUCACAUUCAACGGCUGCACAUGAAAAUCAGAAGGAACCUCAUCCUUCAGUUGGAACUUCUUUUAUCUCUACUGCACAUGAAAACCAGAAGGAACCUCAUCUAUCAGUCGGAACUUCUUCCAUCUCUGUGCAAUAUAGUGAUACAUGUUCAACGGCUGAAAAGGGAAGAGACAAUAAGUCAUUGGAUUUGUUUUCUGCUCCAGAUCGUAGUCUGAUUCCUAUAGGCGGUGUACAUUCAACACAAGGUGCUAAUGAUAUAUAUGUUAAUAAAUGUUUCAUGAAAAAGGCUGAGUUAAUGCAGAAGAUGAGGACAUGGGAGUUGGAGUAUAAGUUUGAGUUUAGAUCUCGAUUGUCUAACAAAGAGAGAGUGGUUUUGGUAUCUGUAGAUGAUAAAUGUACUUGGAGGAUGCGUACAAUAAGGUUAGAUUCUUCUGAUUUAUUUGUGGUGAAGAAGUAUUGCUAUGAGCACACAUGUGACACUACACACAGAAAUGCAAAUCAUAGGCAAGCUACUGCGAAGUUAUAAAAAUCUCUUUUUAUGUCAUGAUGUGUUUCGUGUUUCAUAUAAAUAUAUACGUUCGUUUGUAUAAGAUCUUAUAAUUAGAAGCUUGACUCACUGGUUA